Messenger RNA from Colias croceus (clouded yellow), 3449 nucleotides. It is a transcript of the gene Dsor1, whose product is annotated as dual specificity mitogen-activated protein kinase kinase dSOR1. The record is from RefSeq and is a predicted model, not a curated record. Bases 181 to 1392 code for a protein of 403 amino acids. NCBI's taxonomy places the organism in Eukaryota, Metazoa, Arthropoda, Insecta, Lepidoptera, Pieridae. The transcript has 8 exons. Gene Ontology annotation, molecular function: protein kinase activity; ATP binding. Gene Ontology annotation, biological process: protein phosphorylation.
CAUGAUAAAUUGAUAAUAUUAAAAUUCCUCCAAUGCUUGCGAAAGUUUUGUCUGUUUAUAAUUUGUGUUUUUUUGUUGAUUAAUGUUGUUACACGGACCUGGUAUUUGACUGCGUUAAGGUGUUCUUAGCAAUAAGGAGAUUACUUAACUGUAUAAAUGCCGUGACGAACAUUGAUUAAAAUGAGUAAAAUGUCGAAGAAUAAAUUAAACUUGACCCUCCCACCAGGGUCUAUAGAUACGGCUCCAGCUGUAACACCGUCUAAUAUGACACCACAGCUAAAAUCAGCUACUGGUUCAGAACGACAAGGGUUAGCUGGCAAAUCGAAGACGAGCAUUGAAGCUCUCACUGAGCGAUUGGAGCAGAUCGAAAUGGACGACACACAGAGACGAAGAAUAGAAGUCUUCCUCUGCCAGAAAGAGAAGAUUGGUGAACUGAGUGAUGAUGACUUUGAAAAGCUUGGUGAACUAGGCCAAGGGAAUGGUGGUGUGGUGAUGAAGGUGCGCCAUAAGUCCACGGGUCUCAUCAUGGCAAGGAAACUAAUCCAUCUCGAAGUGAAGCCAGCUAUAAAGAAACAGAUUAUAAGGGAACUGAAAGUACUUCACGAAUGCAACUUUGCUCACAUUGUUGGAUUCUAUGGAGCAUUUUAUAGCGAUGGCGAAAUAUCUAUUUGCAUGGAAUACAUGGAUGGUGGAUCGUUGGAUUUGAUAUUGAAGAAGGCUGGAAGGAUUCCUGAGUCAAUUCUAGGAACAAUAACAUCAGCGGUAUUAAAGGGCCUCAGCUACUUGCGAGACAAGCACGCGAUAAUGCACCGUGACGUGAAACCGUCCAACAUUCUCGUGAACAGCAACGGAGAGAUUAAGAUUUGUGAUUUUGGUGUGUCUGGACAACUCAUUGAUUCUAUGGCUAACUCCUUUGUGGGAACGCGAAGUUAUAUGUCGCCGGAACGUCUGCAAGGCACUCACUAUUCAGUCCAAUCAGAUAUUUGGUCACUCGGUCUAUCACUUGUAGAGAUGGCUAUAGGCAUGUACCCCAUACCGCCGCCUGAUGCGAAAACAUUAGCUGCUAUAUUUGGCGGUCAGAAUGAAGAUCACUCGCCUGGCCAGGCGCCAAAUUCACCUCGUCCAAUGGCGAUAUUCGAGCUACUAGAUUACAUAGUGAACGAACCUCCACCAAAGCUUCCGGGUGGAGUAUUUUCCGACGAGUUCACUGACUUUGUUGAUCGAUGUCUCAAGAAAAACCCCGAUGAAAGGGCCGACCUUAAGACGCUGAUGAACCACGAGUGGAUCCGCGGCGCGGAGGCUGAGCGCGUGGACAUAGCGGGCUGGGUGUGCAAGACGAUGGACCUCAUGCCCUCCACACCCAACUCCAACGUGUCUCCUUUUUCUUCAUAAGCUGCAAGAAGUGCAUACUUUCAUCAGCGAAAAAGGGUCAAAACAUUUCCCAAGAGAAAGCGGGCGAGACAAUCAGUGAGGACGCUGGCGCAGAGUAGCUGCCCCCAACAGGCCGCAGUAUGUCAACUCUAGACAACCAUUACACACCAACAAUCAACCAAACAACCAACCAACCAAUCAACCAAACUCAUGUAGAGACGAACCUUUGCCUAUUUUCAAACCCGGGCACUUUUAAAUUGCGGUUCUUUUACGUUAUGUCUUCCCGAUAUUGCGAAGUUGUUUACAUUGCGGGUACAUCGUUCAAUUGAAAUUUGUGUUUUCAGAUUUUAUUUAAAAACGAGUAUUGAAUGUGUUCUUAAAGCAUCUCGUCUCUAUGAAACAUAUUGCAUUGAUAAAAAAAUAUAUAAACGGACGUCCUUUGCGAUGUUAAAUUAUCGAGAUCCGUUCGCUUAUUGGAAUCUUGUAUUACGUAAGGAAUAAUUCUGGGAGAUUAUGUGGCGACGACGCAGGGCUCGCGAUAUGCUCGUGGUGUCGGUGGGCGCUCCACCACCGUAUGCGGCGCUAUACGGUGCGAUGGACGCGCGACGACAGCGAAGCCGACAUUUCCGACACAGGGUGUGAUACUAAAACAUUGUGCAUUCGCGGACAAACUAAUCGAGGGGUUUUUAAACGAACUAAACAUCUAAUCGAUUAAUGGUCAAGUAGAGUUGAUUUCACUAGUUGCAAGUCGAAAAAAUUGUUAGUAGUGUUUUGACAUAUUUUUCUUUGCUGAAAGUGCGUAAUUCAUGUCAGCUGGUAAAUGUUAUUAAAAUAGUUAAGACGCCCGCGCCGGCCACUAAUGUGGGCGGCGUCGAGCCCCGCAAUACUCAAACGGGCGGCCCAGCGCCGCGCGUGGGAGCGUUGCGGGUCUCCACCCUCAUCUAGUUAUCUUGUAAAAGAAUGCGUUUUCUAGAAAAUACACGAAUAAAAAAAUAUGUAAACGAAAAAAAAAAAUCGAAAAAAUUUUACUUCGUAGAUACUUUUUUUUUCUAUUUUUGACGUGAUGCACUUUUUACCCGUUUGAUUUGUUUUAUUCGCUUCGUUUUAGUGAGCCCCGCCUUUUAUACCCAUAAUUGCACCUAGUACGUAGGCGACGCGCUACCGCAAUGUGUGCCGAACGAACGAUGAGAGUGAGUGAUUUUUAUCCAAUUCUUGCGAUUGGGUGAUAAUCACUUGUGCGACGAAGCAUUUUUGAAUUGUUGGCGCUUCCAUACAUUGUUGUAGUAUGUACAUUUAUUCACUUAGAGCACUUAAGUCCCGUGUGUAUUGCAUGUUCGCUUGGUGGUCGCUAUUAUUUUGCCCCGUCUUCCUGUUUAGAGGUUAGUUUGUGAUAUUUAUUAUAAUCAUGCUUGUAUGGAAUGUUUUGGCAUAUGAAUCGAACUAUUUAUGAAUAACGCCGAAAUCUUAUUUAGAUAGGCAUCUAUACAUUUAUUAUGUUAUGUGUAAUAUUUGAAUUACUGAUACUAUCAGUGCCAAUAAAGUUUGUUCCUCGUCUUUAUUGUACACUUUCAUCGUUAUGAAAGUUUAUUAAAUGUUCUUGAUAAAUAUAAAUGUUUCCCUUUUUAGAUUUUUCAAAUUUUCGCUAUGCGAUCACUGAUUGUUAAAAUUUUAAAUGUUAAAAACAUUGAUGAAAUUAUUAAAGACAGUAAUUUGAAACUUUAGUAAAUAAAUAAUUAACCAUUUUUAGCAAUCGUUUGAAAUUAAUGGCAUUUUAUUGAGAAAUUAUUUUAUAUCUAUUAGUUUUGGAUGUAAUUUUGUUGUAAAUAUUUUUACUUAUAUUUUUUACGAAAAGUUUGGCCUUCAAUUCCCUUUGAACUAGGUUAUCUGUGCAUUUAUAGUUAGAAAAUAAUGGUUGUUAUUAUAAUUACGUUAGGUUUUUAUUACAGGGUCAUAAUACAGUCAACUUUGCAAACAUCGUUGGCUUUCUGCGUGUUUUUCUAUUAGUAAAUACAGAUUAUUAAAAUGAAUACAUAGUAGUAGCUCGUUGACAAGCUUGGGUAUUUCAUUUAUCUAGGCAG